AUGCAACACGUUUUCGGGCAUCGUGUCUCCACGGCUGCUUUGUACAGCAGAUGCCGUAUAUACGGGAGUCUGGCGAGAGAUCCUGUCUGUGCUCGCUACGAGUGCCGUGGAUUGGCGACAGCGCCGGCAGCAGCAGUCAAAGAAACCCCGAAUCUUGUUCAGACGGUGGCUCAUCUCAUCGCUAAAGAUAUGAGUGACGCCGAGCAGUUGCGGCACGUCCGCGCAGUGAGGGACCGGCUCGAGCACGACGGGAUCCUCAAGAUCAGCCUACGCUUCGCCGACGACACCAGCCAGUAUCUCAAAAACCUGGUGCUCAGUCUCCACAGACACCACGGCCACGGCCUCCCCAUCACCCACAGCGCCUCGCAAGGCUGGUUCUGGGACGUGAAGCCGAGCCGCUCUGGCACAACCUUCCAGACCCAGAACCACCAGGCGCGCUCGGAAACCAUGGCCAGCUUCCCCUGGCACACGGACUGCAGCUACGAGCCCUGCCCGCCGCGCUUCUUCGCCCUGCACGUCCUCCAUCCAGACGGCUACGGCGGGGGCACCCUCUCCGUCAUGAACGUCAAGCGACUCGGCCAGCUUCUCUCCGUCAAUGCCAGGGACGCCCUGUCUCGACCGGAUUACCGCAUUCGCAUUCCAACCGAGUUCAUCAAGCAGCCCGAGCAGCGCCACAUCGUGGGCAGCAUCCUCGCCGGGCUGCAUCCCUCGCAGUCGCAGUCGCCCAUUGUUCGCUUCCGGGGGGAGCUCGUCACCCCGCUGAACGAGGCGGCCGCAACGGCGCUCGCCGAGCUGAAGCGCCUGCUCCGCGAGCUGGAGACGCAGCCGGCCUCGACCCUGCAUCUGGCGGCGACCGAGAUGCCGCGCAACUCGAUCAUCCUCCUGGAUAACCGGCGGUGGCUGCAUGCGCGCGAUGCGGUCAAGGAUCCGGCGCGCCAUCUCCGUCGGGUGAGGUGGGAUGCGGUGCCAUUCCAGGCGUGUUAG
Messenger RNA from Aspergillus thermomutatus, 984 nucleotides. RefSeq lists its product as uncharacterized. The record is from RefSeq and is a predicted model, not a curated record. Bases 1 to 984 code for a protein of 327 amino acids. The transcript has a single exon. NCBI's taxonomy places the organism in Eukaryota, Fungi, Ascomycota, Eurotiomycetes, Eurotiales, Aspergillaceae. Gene Ontology annotation, molecular function: oxidoreductase activity.